GAGCGGUGCGGGGCGGCCGCGUCUCCUCCCCGGGCAGGGCCUGCGGGCCGCGCCCCGCCGCCUCCACCCCUCCCCCGGCCGGCCGCUCCCUCCCUCCGCCGAGCCGGAGCGGGGAAUGGGCGGUCCCGGCCCGUAGCCCCCGGCUGCGGCUGCUCCUCCUCCCGGUCGCAGCGUCUCGGCGGCCUCCGCCCGAUGCUGGCGGAGCUCGGGGUCUCGGCGGCGGCGUUGUGAGCGCUCCGGCCGGGCCGCCGCCGCCAUGUCCGGCGUGGUGCGCACCCUGAGCCGCUGCCUGCUGCCGGCCGAGGCCGCGGGCCGCGCCGGGGAGCAGCCGCGGAGGGACGGCAAGGAGCGGAGCCGCGAUGCGGAGCGGGAGGCGCGGCGGCGCAGCCGGGAGAUCGACGCGAUGCUGGCCCGGGAGCGGCGCGCCGUGCGCCGCCUCGUCAAGAUCCUGCUGCUGGGCGCCGGCGAGAGCGGCAAGUCCACCUUCCUCAAACAGAUGCGGAUCAUCCACGGCCGCGAGUUCGACCAGAAGGCGCUGCURGAGUUCCGGGCCACCAUCUACGAGAACAUCCUCAAGGGCUGCAGGGUUCUGGUUGACGCACGGGACAAACUGGGGAUCCCUUGGCAGUACACGGAGAAUGAGAAGCAUGGAAUGUUUCUGAUGGCCUUUGAAAACAAAGCUGGAAUGCCCAUCGAGCCUGCCACCUUCCAGCUCUAUGUCCCUGCCCUGGGUGCUCUCUGGAGGGAUUCAGGAAUCAAGGAAGCCUUCAGCCGCCGCAGCGAGUAUCAGCUGGGUGAAUCAGUGAAAUACUUCCUGGAUAACCUGGAUCGGAUCGGUCAGCUGAAUUAUUUCCCCAGCAAACAAGAUAUUUUGCUGGCCAGAAAAGCCACAAAGGGGAUAGUAGAGCAUGAUUUCAUCAUUAAAAAAAUUCCUUUCAAGAUGGUGGAUGUAGGGGGACAGAGAUCUCAGCGUCAAAAAUGGUUCCAGUGCUUUGAUGGAAUAACUUCAAUUUUGUUCAUGGUCUCCUCCAGCGAAUACGACCAGGUCCUCAUGGAAGACAGGCGCACAAACAGACUGGUGGAGUCCAUGAAUAUCUUUGAGACAAUAGUCAAUAACAAGCUUUUCUUUAACGUUUCCAUUAUCCUAUUCCUCAACAAGAUGGACCUUCUGGUGGAGAAGGUAAAGACAGUCAGCAUUAAGAAGUAUUUCUCGGACUUCAAGGGCGACCCUCACCGGCUGGAGGAUGUGCAGCGUUACCUGGUGCAGUGCUUUGACAGGAAGAGGAGGAACCGCAGCAAACCCCUCUUCCACCACUUCACCACGGCCAUCGACACGGAGAACAUCCGCUUCGUGUUCCACGCCGUCAAGGACACCAUCCUGCAGGAGAACCUGAAGGAUAUCAUGCUGCAGUGAAGGAGGGCAGCCCCAGCUCGGUUGAAAUUUCGCUGGAGGGUUCGAUCGAAGUUUCUGUCCUUUCUUUGUGGCCCUUGCAUGCGGCGUAGGACCCGUGCAAAUUCCUUGGCUCAGGAAUGCUGUACACUAGCCAGUCCAAACAGAGGAGCUAUAGGCCGGAGGAGUCAUGUUGAUGUUAGCUACUGAAUCAUUUGGACUAGAAACACUACUGAAACCUGGCCGUGGGAGCUUCUGUCCCGAGUUUGGAACGCUGAGUAACACAACCACCGUCUGCCUUCUUGGAGAAYAGAAAUCUCUGACAAACCAUGUAUGGAAGACACAUUUGAAAUGAAUACACUCAUUUUUCAGAGACACUAGUUGUACAAACUGCCUUUUUUUUUGUAGUUUGCAGGUGCUGAAUCGAUCAAACUAAUCUAAACAUGAUGAGAUUGGCAGCUGUAUUGGAGAAUGUUAAUGGAAGUUCCAUUCUUAACCCUUAGGAAUAUAACCAGGUCUUGUGUGCAUGUUCAGCUUUGCCAAGGGUCUAGAACCCACCUCCCAAGGUGGAUGCACAGCUCUUGCCUGAAGGUUUUGCAUGAGUCUCCUGAGACAGAAGUUUAAAACUGUGUAAGGAAACUCAUGUUGGAGUAAAUGGGAUGGGAUGUUAAGGCCUCGCUGAUACGGAGAAGGGUUUAUUUUGCACUAUGUGUGAAGGGUGUUACAUCAUGGGAAAAUGGAUUUCCUUGGUGCAGCAGCCUGUGCUGGAGCACCCAGCCAUGGGUCUGCACAGUGGGUGCUCGAGGGAGAUGUGCUGCAUGGAAAACCAGAGCUGUUCUCACACCCACAGCGGGCAGCGUUUGUGAAGGUUCAGUAUCUCACGUGACAGGGCUUCAUCUGURCUCUAAAGAUUGAAAGUUGAUUAAACUCUAAGCAAAGGUUUUGRUAGCACAGCAGCUGCUUGAUUAGUUCCCAACAGCUGACCUUGUAGGAAGACUGAACACCCUGGAGAUCCCARCUUUCCAGCUGUGCUGAUGUAUUUGGACAGCAAGACCUUGCUGUAAAAUUAGCCUUUAAUCUGUGUCUUAAUGGGAUCUUUAGCCUAURGUGAUGCACACGGAACUCGGAGCACAGUCCGGUUUGGAGUCGCCCCUUUUGGGCACUGCUUUGUGUGUAAAAUGGCAAGAGGCUGUGAAUCAUUUGGAUGUGAACUCUGAAUUUCCUUGUGCUCUCAAUCUCUGCCAGGUGCCUUUUCUGUGUACAGACAUUGAAUCUUUUCUACUACAGUGGGGUACAUGGRCAAACUGAAGAUAUUGUAGUGCUAUCCUUUAGGUAACUCACAGUUUACUGUGCAAUUUUUGUYAUAGUUUUUAUCCAAGAAUAAAACCUGAAGGGCUGUUUGUACCCAUAAAAAGUCAGCAGAUUCCCUGGAGUUCUUAUCCCCUUUGAGCCUGUAAUGGCAUGUCAAAACAAGCAAWGUUUUACUUCAGCUGGUAAUCCCAUGGGAAAUGUGGUCAAAGCAAAGUCCUGUUCCGUUGUCCUUUCAWGUUAAUUUGGAUAAAAUCUGGAAUCUUUCUUCCCCUCUGAAGCUUGCAGAUGUUCAUAUCAGUAUUUUUGUGUAGUUUCCUGAUGCAGCUUUCUUUGUACAGGCUGUGGAAAAGCUGUGGCUGUUUCAGUCCCUGUGACAGGCACAGAAUCGAGGUAAGAAGCAACAGAGAAGUUGCAGAUGGGAAAAUCUUAAAUUUGAGCAAACUUAAACAGGAAUUAGCUUCCUUGUAACAAGUCUUAUUUUGCCAGGACCAACUCUGUCUUUUAAAUAUUUAUUAAUUUUUAACCUUGAAGGAGAAGAAUGUUAUGUGACUAAUAUUCAGAUGGGGGGAAAUCUUAAGAUUAUUACAUUUGAAAAGGAAAAUGUUUCACCACAGUGUGAUGCAAACAAGUUUACUCAUCACAUAAGGUUGGUUUCUCUGAGCCCAUUUGUUUGGCUGAAGACUAAGGCUGCUUUCAAAACUUUCAGUUGUUUUCUGAGUUCUUGGUAGUGGUUUUCACUUCUCACAAGACACUGGGAAAGAGGAGGCAGUUGUGGGCUCACCUGACUUUCUAGGUUGACUUGACUUUAGUUCUUMGUUUGCUGUGAGCUUUAUUCUUUCACUAAAUUUUCCAGAUGGGUUARUAUUGUGCUUGUUUUCUCAAAUGAGUUAAACAUUCCCUUUCAACUGUAUUUUUUCUCAAGAAUUACCUCAGUUUUGUGUCUGAAUCUACUGUAGUUUACCUGGGAGGUAUAGCAUGGAAUUUCCUGUUCUGUUUUUCUCUCCAUACUCAUCCCUGGUUUUGUAUCCUUAGUCACCUUACAGAUUUAAAACUCUCAACAGAGCUAAUGAUGCAACUUGUAUUUUAAAUAACUUAAAAUCUGCACCUGGAAAACAAACAGCAUGAGAGAUCUCACACUGAGCUCUCAAGCUUUUUUUCUUUUUUUUUUGUAUGAUACGGCAGUUUUGCACACUAAGUCAGUUUUAGGGAACCAGUUUGCUCACCUUGGGCCCAUUAUUGCCUUUCUUGUUUUUAUUGAUGAAAUGGGCCUGAGUGUGGGGCUGCAGAUGAAAAUCAAUGGUUUGGCUGUGUGGGYUCAGUGUUCUGUCAGGUUUGGAUGGUGAUGGACCACACCAGGAACCCAAGGUCAGCAAACUCUCCUUGCAAAAGUCAAGCACUUUGCAAGUUUGCCAAGGAGCUGGUCUGUGAGUAAAAAGGACAUGGGGGUCUUUUUUAAGUGUCAGCUUUCUCUGCACAAUACACUCCUUGCCACAACUGAGGGGUUUGGGGUUUUAUUUUCAAGGUAAGUUGUAGUAUAAUAAAGCCAGAAAAUCAUGUUAUGCUAAAUCAGUGAAUUACUAAAGCAGUUGAGGUAGAUGAGGUUGUUCACACAUCUCGGGACAGGCUUGG
Malurus melanocephalus (red-backed fairy wren) is the source of this 4330-nucleotide messenger RNA. It is a transcript of the gene GNA12, whose product is annotated as G protein subunit alpha 12. The transcript has 4 exons. The record is from RefSeq and is a predicted model, not a curated record. Gene Ontology annotation, cellular component: brush border membrane; heterotrimeric G-protein complex. NCBI's taxonomy places the organism in Eukaryota, Metazoa, Chordata, Aves, Passeriformes, Maluridae. The coding region runs from base 257 to 1414 and encodes 385 amino acids. Gene Ontology annotation, molecular function: guanyl nucleotide binding; GTPase activity; G-protein beta/gamma-subunit complex binding. Gene Ontology annotation, biological process: adenylate cyclase-modulating G protein-coupled receptor signaling pathway; Rho protein signal transduction.